Molecule: messenger RNA, 2004 nt
Organism: Coffea arabica (coffee)
Lineage: Eukaryota; Viridiplantae; Streptophyta; Magnoliopsida; Gentianales; Rubiaceae
Source: RefSeq, a predicted model, not a curated record
AUGGACUUUGAAAAGAUGAUGGAGCAAAUGGAAAGGCAUUUCCAACGCAUGUUAGAACCAAUUCAAGAUGAGUUGCUGCAAAUCCGAGCAUCUGGAACACCAAAAACUUCUAAGUCCAGGCGAAGACGAAGGGAUGUGGAGGAGUCUGAUGGUUCCAAUAAUGAUGAUGAUGACGAGGAACCUCGCGCUAGUCAUAUUAUACUAGGUAGGCCGUGGCAGUUUGACAGGCAGGUAACUUUUUAUGGUGUGAUUAACAAGUAUAGUUUCUCGUACAAUAGUAAGAAAGUCACCCUAACUCCCCUUUCCCCAAAACAAGUACAUGAAGAUCAAUUGAAAUUGCAACUGGAGUAUAAGAAGUAUUGUGCAAAAAAGAAAGAAAAUGUGAGCGCCGGGGCAAAAGAGGAGAGAAAAAAGGCUAUAGAUAGCUCGACAAGUGAGGUAAAAUCCGAGAGAAAACAAAUGCUCCUGAUAAAAGCCAAGAGAGUGAGGAAGUUAAUGAGAGAUGAGCAGCCGCUUCUUAUGCUUGUUAGCAAAGAAGUAACUCUAAAUGUGCAUGAACUUGAUACUAACAUACCUCUUGAGGUUGUGUCUCUUUUACAGGAGUAUGCUGACAUCUUUCCCGAGAACGUGCCAAGUGGAUUGCCACCACUUAGGGGCAUUGAGCAUCAGAUUGAUUUCAUCCCUGGAGUUUCAUUUCCAAAUCGACCAACUUACAAGAGCAACCCGGAGGAGACUAAGGCGUUGCAAAGGCAAGUGGAUGAGUUGCUUGGCAAAAGAUGGGCACGUGAGAAUUUGAACCCGUGUGCUGUCCCAGUCAUUUUAAUGUCCAAGAAAGAUGGUACGUGGAGGAUGUGUACCGACUGUAGAGCUGUAAAUGCCAUCACGGGAAUGAAGGUGGAUGAUCAGAAGAUGAAAGCUAUUCAAGAGUGGCCAAUACCAAGGUCUGUGGGUGAUGUUCAAAGUUUCCAUAGACUUGCGGGUAUUGGAGUUAGAGCAGUGUUGAACCAAGGUGGACAACCUAUUGCCUACUUUAGUGAGAAACUCAAUGGGGCUGCACUGAAUGACUCAACUUAUGAUAAAAAGUUGUAUGCCCUCAUUCGAGCACUACAAGUGUGGCAGCAUUACUUAAAGCCUAAGGAAUUCGUAAUACACACUGAUCAUGAGUCCCUUAAGUACCUUAAGGUCCAACACAACUUGAGCAAGAAGCAUGCAAGGUGGAUUGCAUUCGUGGAGUCCUUUUCGUAUGUUAUUAAAUACAAGGCUGAUAAGUCCAAUGUGGUCACAGAUGCACUCUCACGAAGUGACUUCAGUGAGCUAUACUUUUCUUGCAAACACACCGGGCAAGGUAAGUUCUUCAUUUCUGAUGGUUACUUGUUCUGUGCCAAUCGGCUUUGCAUCCCACAUGGAUCAAUCCGUGAGAUUUUGGAACAUUUCUACUGGCCGCACAUGAGGAGAGAUGUUGCACGGGUGGUGGAGCGCUGCUUAGCGUGUAAGAGAGCUAAAUCCAAGAAACGUGCAGAUUUUGUUAAGCAACUUCAUGAGAAAGUCAGGGCCAACAUUGAGAGGAGAACUGCUCAAUAUGUCAAGCAAGGUAACAAAGGUCGCCAAAAGCUGACUUUCGAACCUGGCGAUUGGGUGUGGUUGCACAUGCACAAGGAACAUUUCCCUGUGCAAAGGCGAAAUAAACUACAACCACGGGGUGAUAGACCUUUUCAAGUGUUGGAGCGCAUCAAUGACAACGCUUACAAACUUGAUCUUCCGGGUGAGUAUGGCAUUAGUGCUACAUUUAAUGUCUCUGACCUAGCCCCUUUUGAUGCAGAUGAAGCUUUUGUUUUGAGGGCAAAUCCUUCUCAAGAGGAGAGAAAUGAUAGCAUCAUAGUACGUGGGCGUGCCAACAAUGACUCGAGUGAUCGAGGGACCGAGGACCGCAUGCAAGCUCCAAACGGGCCCAUCACUAGGGCUCGUGCAAAGAGACUUCGUAAGCAAUUCAAUGUACUUGUGUAG